Doryrhamphus excisus (bluestripe pipefish) is the source of this 2874-nucleotide messenger RNA. It is a transcript of the gene dcun1d4, whose product is annotated as DCN1, defective in cullin neddylation 1, domain containing 4 (S. cerevisiae). Gene Ontology annotation, cellular component: ubiquitin ligase complex. Gene Ontology annotation, molecular function: ubiquitin conjugating enzyme binding; ubiquitin-like protein binding; cullin family protein binding. NCBI's taxonomy places the organism in Eukaryota, Metazoa, Chordata, Actinopteri, Syngnathiformes, Syngnathidae. Gene Ontology annotation, biological process: protein neddylation. The record is from RefSeq and is a predicted model, not a curated record.
CCUGUUCGAUUGCAGCCGAUGUUUGUUUAAAAUGUGAAGCUAUGCAAUGCUAAUCUGUCUACGUUGCGAUCAUAUCGUAUUCACUGACGACCAAGCAAGGCGUUUCGAUUUUACGGGUGGAAUGUGACAAUUGUGGAAAUAACUCAAAUUUGUGGCCAACUGCGUGGAUUUAGAGAGUGAAAAUUGUGACGCAGUUGAGUUAACAUCUUUGGUUUUCCCCCGCUUAGCUGCAUUGGCCAAACGCCUCUACGCCAUUUUCAAUCAUACACCUACACGUCUAUGCUAACUUGAGAGGUGGCGCGCAGAAUCCACUCGACGUUAUGAUUUUAAAUAAAUGCAAAAACGCUUGCAAUCAGUUGAGUCGAAUGUUGAGGGCAGAUGGCUUGGAAAGAGACGCUUGACUUUUUUCGAGGCCUGGGAGUUGUAGUUCGGCCUCUUGAAGCUGAGCGGUCCAGUCAGCGUAGAUAAUGGCGGAAAUGGACUACAAAUCCCAACAACACACCUCGCUUUGAUACUUUGUAAACUCCUUGCAAGUUGCGCGUCUUGCACUGCUAUUUUAGGUAUGCAGCUAGUGCUAGCUCGUUUUUUUCGUGCGAGGAUUAAAUCAACCACCGAGCACCGUUGAUGACAGCUUUUCAAUGCACAGAUUUUCAGCUGAAUUCCCACUUGACUACACUGGCCAGCAUCCAUAAGAUCCACCACACGUUGCACAGGCUGAACCUAACCGAGGACGUUGGACAGGACAGCCAAACAUCAGCUUGUUGCUCUAGAGCCAUGCCUCCUAGGAAAAAGAGGAGACCCACGGCUGGAGAUGACAUGUCAGCCAAGAAGAGUCGCCAGGACAGAAAAAACGACUCGCCAUUAAUCCAUGAGGAGGAGACAUUUUCCAACAAAAGAUGCUUGGAAUGGUUCUACGAAUAUGCAGGCUGUGAUGAUGUGGUGGGACCAGAGGGGAUGGAGAAGUUCUGUGAGGACAUUGGAGUGGAACCAGAGAAUGUGGUAAUGCUGGUUCUGGCGUGGAAGCUGGAUGCUCAGAGUAUGGGCUACUUCACCCUACAGGAGUGGCUGAGAGGCAUGAGCCUGCUGCACUGCGACUCCACUGAGAGGCUGAGGAACACGUUGGACUACUUGCGUUCUGUCCUCAACGACGGCACCAGCUUCAAGCUCAUUUAUAGAUACGCCUUCGAUUUUGCUAGAGAGAAGGACCAGAGGAGUUUGGACCUGAACACGGCCAAGUGCAUGUUGGGGCUUCUGCUAGGGAAAACGUGGCCCCUUUUUCCUGUCUUUAAUCAGUUUCUAGAGCAAUCCAAGUACAAAGUCAUCAACAAAGACCAAUGGUGUAACGUCUUGGAGUUCAGCCGGACAAUCAACUUGGACCUCAGUAACUACGACGAGGAUGGCGCCUGGCCCGUGUUGUUGGAUGAGUUUGUGGAAUGGUACAAGGAAAGGCAGAUGUCAUAGCUACAGCUGCAUAAAAAAAGAAAGUGGCAACUAAUAAACAACAACAAAAAAUACUGUGAUGACCCCAACAACAAGAAUCAGCAAUUAAACAAAUGAAAUGAUAACGCCGACGCUGGUUUACGGGGGGGGAAUGGAGAUUUUUAAGGGAGGCGGCAAGGUUAACUAAUGAUCACUACAUCCCGUCCCCUUUUGAAGUAUUGGCUCUCACUGUGAUGCGUCAUUUUAAAUAGCGGAUAAAGUAUUGUUGAGCUCCUCCCCCCUCCUGCUUUGCAUCAUUGGAGAUGUUCCAUCAAGUCUUACAAGUCCACUUGGACCUGAGCACAUGUAGACGAUAUUCAAGAAAAUAAGCUGUGCAGUGAGCUUUUCUGCUUGUGCAAGAAGAAGCACACAGUGGUUCCUACUUCAGGUUGCUGUUUACUUGUGCCAGUCAUACUUUCUACUUCCCUUCUGCUUCUGUUGUCUCCUCGCACCAAACAAAACCGCAAUGCUGCUAAUACCAGUCGCGCGCCCUCCUUCCUCACCUUUCAGCAUUUUAUCGGUUCUUGAUGGCCGAUCUAGAUUAACGUGUGACUGUGCCUCAAAACGGUUGGACUUGGCCGCAUAUAUGUACAUAUACCGGGAUGUGUGUGUGUGUGUGUCGGGGGGCAGAGAUUUCUUAAUCCAGCCUGUGUGGGCUGUCUAUAGAGCUACUUCUUGGUGUCCAUUUUGUUUGGUCUUCCUUAGUCCACCGAUAGUUUCUUCAGGUUUCCUCCAAUGAGUAGCACCCCUCUCGAUGCUGACAGUGUUCAAAGGUAAGAAGAACAUGCUCACCACCUGUAGGAUCUAAACGCCACACUGUCAGUUGUCAUAGCGCUACGUUCUUGUAUAGAUUUUCUGUCUUUGGCUGUGGUGUGACUGAAUUGUCCAAAAGAUUUGAAUAUUUGCAUGCAGCUCCGACAGCCUUUUCUUUUUUUGUUGUUGUUAUUGUUGUACAGGAAAUGUUUUGUGCUUAGAUUUGAUAUUCAUAAUCAUGUUUGUUAAUUUCCUAAUGGAACUCAUGAUUGUGUUUCGUAAGACCUGGAAAAAAAAAACACAUGUAACCUCACGGUGGAACAAGCGUUCACUCCUGCAUUGGCCCACAAAGCGAGGCGGCGUACGCCCGUCUUUUCCGUUGUUUUUUUUUUUUAAUUUAUUGCCAGUGCAUCUGUUGACCUGCACUUGUACAUGUCACCCCUGCUUUCACUGUAAAUUGAAUGACACGAGGUUUUGUGUAUAGUUUUAAUGUCUUUUAGUAUUCUCUCAUGUCAAUACAGGUUGAUGAACACGCUUGUACCAACUGUAUAUAUGUAUGUAAACUAAGUGUCUAUAUGUCGGUUUUCACUAUAACCUAUGUCUAUAUACCUAAAUAAAAAGGGUUUAUUAACUUAGCCCAGU